Molecule: messenger RNA, 477 nt
Organism: Caenorhabditis angaria
Lineage: Eukaryota; Metazoa; Nematoda; Chromadorea; Rhabditida; Rhabditidae
Source: the annotation of a GenBank genome assembly
AUGGUUGAAGAACAUUUGGCAAAAUCUGGUCUCUUCGUUGAUGACUUCAACAAACUACGCCUUAUUGAUCCAGGUAAAUAUACAAUUUAUUGAUUUUCACAAUAGGAAAGUUUUCAGAAGUUGCUGAAAUUUUACAAGGUGCUCAUGAUAAAUCGAAAGAAUUUAAUGAUCAACUUCGAAGUUUUUAUUCAACAACUGGUGGUUUGAUUGAAUCGAUUGAAGAGGUUUGAUAAUUUUUUUCGAAAAUAAUAAUUGAAAAUUUUUUAGUUCGCAAAAAUCGUCGAAACUGAAAAAAUUCGUGCAAUGAUGGUUCGAAAUUCAGCCGAAAAAGAUUUGAAAGCCGAAGAUCCAGUUAUUCUGCAAAUGACAAUUCGAGAAUUGAGUGUUGAAAAAGAGCGACUUCGAAUCGAAUUGGAGGCUAUUAAGAAGAUCGAGAAGGAGCAGGAAAAUUAUAUUCAAACUUUGAUGGAAAAUUGA